Messenger RNA from Mastomys coucha (southern multimammate mouse), 708 nucleotides. It is a transcript of the gene Bpifa2, whose product is annotated as BPI fold containing family A member 2. Lineage: Eukaryota; Metazoa; Chordata; Mammalia; Rodentia; Muridae. The coding region runs from base 1 to 708 and encodes 235 amino acids. Gene Ontology annotation, molecular function: lipid binding. The transcript has 7 exons. The record is from RefSeq and is a predicted model, not a curated record.
AUGUUCCAACUUGGGAGCCUUGUUGUCUUGUGUGGCCUGCUCAUUGGGACCUCAGAGUCACUUCUUGGUGAACUUGGCAAAGCUGUGAAUGAUUUGAAUGUUCUGCCUCUUGCCUCUGGAGAUGUCACGCAGAACUUGAAUCUGGAUGUGGGGUCACUUCAGCAAGCCACAAAUUGGCCAUCAGCCAAGGACAACAUUCUAGAAACGUUGAACAGAGCGGACCUUGGCAAUUCAAAAAGCUUUACAUCUUGGGGUGGUUUAUUGUUGAGAGUCAACAAAUUCAGAGUCCUGGAUAUUCAAGCUGGUCUAUCUUCCAAUGGCAAAGAUGUCGACCUGAAGCUGCCUCUGGCUCUGGACAUCACCGUGGUUCUGCCUGGCUUUGGCAAUACGGUCGACUUUGCUGUUUCCUUGGACCUCAUAAAUUCAGUCACUGUUAAAAACAAUGCCAUGUCUGGCCUUCCCGAGGUGGCCAUAGGAAAAUGCUCCAGUAACACAGAUAAAAUCUCCAUUUCCUUGUUGGGCAGACGAUUUGGCCUCAUCAACAGUCUUCUGGAUCGUGUGUCUGCCCUCCUUACAAAUGCAGUGUCACUUCUCCUGCAAAACAUCCUAUGUCCAGCGCUCCAGUACAUCCUCAGCGUCCUGAAUGCAAAUGUUAUUCAGGGUCUCCUCUCUAAUCUACUGUCAGGACCAUUACCACUUUCCGUCUGA